CUGCCGCCGCCGAGCAGCCGAGCUCCGCUCCGCCCCGCCCCGCGCGCGUCCGGGAGGUGGGACGGGCGGCGCCAUGGAGGAGCGGGAAGGCUGCUUCAGGAAGGAGACGGUGGAGCGGCUGCUGCGGCUGCACUUCCGAGACGGGAGGACGCGAGUUAACGGCGACGCGCUGCUGCUGAUGGCGGAGCUGCUGACGGUCUUCGUGCGAGAAGCUGCGGCGCGAGCAGCGCGACAGGCACAGGCGGAGGACCUGGAGAAGGUGGACAUCGAGCACGUGGAGAAGGUGCUGCCCCAGCUGCUUUUAGAUUUCUAGAGACGUGGUGAGGCAGAAGUGACGGCUCAGCCGCUGGCAGAAGAUCCCGGCCUGAUGCUGAGUCCAGCUCUAGGAAGAAUAGUGUCAUCUCCUUCCUCUGCCCAAUUGCUUCUGCUCCCCCGCUCCUGUAUCAAGGCUCUGAUGGCAGAUGCUGUUUUUGAAUAGAGGCCUCCGCUCACUGGCUUUGGUGGGCUGUAACUGGUUUCCCUCUCGCUGCCUUCCUUCUUUAACGGUGUGCCCAUCAGCACGGUAAAGCUGGUGUUGCUUUCUCAGCUAAUGUGAGAAACAGGUGCUUCUUCGGACGAUGAGAGGCAUGGAAAGACUUAAUGGCUGGAAAUGUCAUCCAAACAUCAGGCUCUCCUCAUCUCAGCGGGCGGCAGCGGCAGAAACUUCAGGUCCGGCUCCAAGCCUGGCUAAUGAAUAGGUUGUUAGCAGGAGCUCCGUUACAGGCUCUUGCCAAAAGCAGGUAUCUGAUCUUUAUUUUAUAAAUAAACAGUGUCUGUCCUUCACUACCUUCCAGUAUUUCUCCAGGGCUGUGACAUCAAAGAGCUCUCAGAACCUUUUAACCAUUUGAUAUUCUCCUCAGAAGCUGCUUCCCCUCUGCUAUAAAUUUGUUCUCACAAAGAAACAUCAAUAAAUCAAAAACGAGGCUCCCCCCCCUUGUGCAGGCUCAUUGCUGCAAUUAAUCAUCAAAAGUCAAGUUGCUUCAAAGACUUGCAUGGUUUUCCCCUCACCCACCCUCUUUCUUUAAAUCUUUGUAGAACGAAAGGAAAAAGGACAGAAUAACAAACAGCAUGUGUGAGAAUCCCACAUCAUGGGACAGCUCGGCCCCUGGGCCGGCAGGGGGGCAGGAUGGGGGAGCUGUGAAAUAGGAAACCUCGCACAUGGAGGAAAGGACCCACACAACUGAGCCGGCUUUGUUGGGAAGCGCGGAGCCGGCUGCAUGGAAAGCAGCUGACGGCCGUGUGUCCAAAGGGCUGUGCAGUGCUGCUGCCUGGUUGCAGCCUUUGAUUAGUAAUAGGGAGCAGUUUUUUGGGUUUUUUUUCCAGCUGACAGCUGUAGCAGGCACAGCUCAAUAGGUCGCUGUAGUGCCUCAGCUGAGAACUGUCAAGGUCAUCACUCCGGAUGGGAGCCACGUGGAAAUUUGGACCAAAACCACAAUUUAAUACGCAUUCUUUUUGGUGAUGGUACCAGGCGAGGCAGUGCCCCAACCCUCUGAACUGCAGCCUCUCUGCCAAGAGAACUGUUUGUGCAGCUGUACCAUGAAACCAGGGAAAUAACUGACCUAGUUCAGCUUUCAGCCCCACGACCAUACGGUAAAAAGGGCAACAGCAAAAAAUGCAGAUAAUACUACCUCUGAAUGCCCAACACCCCUAGGGAUGAGUUAGAUACUGCAGCAGAAGAGAGAAAACAAAGCCAGAAUCUGCACGCAUCGUUCUGCAGCGUGGUAGGAAUCUCUGUAGCAAGUACCUUAGGAAGAGCCUGCACACACCACAGCCUCUGGUCCCUUUAAAAGAAUCCACCCCUACUUUUUUUUCUUUAACCUUAUCUGGAUUCCAAAUCAUCUCUCCCCCAUUCUGAGUCUUGGUGACACACAAAGGGAUCUAAAAAUGCUCAGCUUCGCUUCCCUGGCCCAUACCACCAGCAUUCCUGACUGAAGAGGACUGCAGAUUUGGAUGUUAGUGGUAAAGUGGUAUUUUAAUAGCAGGAGCUUUUUUCUUUUCUUUUCUUUUUUUUUUUUUUGCAUAGGAGAGUAAGACCCGAUGUGGUUGUUGGAAUAUCCAUGGAAUAUCCAUUUUUCAUGCUAUUAAAACAGCAAUAGAUGAAACUGAUGCACUGUGUUACACAAGGAGCAUGCACAAACAGGACUGAAUCAGUGCAUGCAGCUGCGUGGGCUCAGCUGCAGGAGUCCAAUCCUCACCAGAAACCUCUUCUGACUGGCACAGCCACUAUUAGGGUAUGUUUGGGUAAACCAGUUGUAUCUCGAUUUUAAAAUGAUUAGAAAGUUAACUCUGGGCAUCUGGUUAAACCCAGUAUUGGUUCUGCGGCUGUCGCUCAUCCCAGCCACAGAGAAGAAACUGGGCCGAGAUUUAUUGGUGCCUCUGUCAGAUUAAGUCACACCUAAUUUUCUGUGAGCAGCAGUUGGGUCUAGACAGACCUGAUAUUAACCUCCUAAUCCUCACUCCUGUACUUAACCAAUAAACUGCCCCAUUAGUGCUGAUAGUGCUGUUCAUGUCCCCAGACAUUCCCUUCUCUUUGCCCACACCACGUACUCACAAGUGACAAAACUGAUGAAAUCAAACCAGCUAAGGCACUUGACGUUGCCUGUGCUCUUCAGAAACAAAGAGUAGCACACCUGAAGCCCAGUACAGCUUCCUGCUAUCCAAAACACUCCUAUUUACUCUUAACCCAGUGAUUCAAACACCAGCACGAGUACAUCACUGCCUAUGCUGGGAGCCAACCUAUGGCUCUUCGUGGGCCUCCAACACAUCCUGCACAAACUCAGCACAGCAGCUGUAGCUGCAGCAUACUUCUAACUUCUGUGAAAGCAAUGAGCAUGACAGAGCACCUGAACCAAGCUCAGCCCACACAAUCCUCUGAAGUAGUAAGCUUUAAACACUAUUUUAAUUUUGCUUUGUUUUGCUGUAAUACACCUUUUAUAGACAUCGAGCACCAGAAGGGCUUGCCUUUCAAGAAAAGAACUUAGAGCAGCAUGUCUGCACACAGCGCUCUUGCAGCCUCCGCUGCCGGUGGCCGCACACAGCCCCUGUUUAUGUUUGGGUGUCAUAUAAGGAAUCAAUCAACAUUUCUGCUCAAGCAUUCUGCUCCCUCCACUUUAAGUCUCCUUUUUCCUCUUCCACCUUUCAUGCUUCUCCCUCCCUUCAAGUUUCUUCAAAGCAUCUAAGAGCAUUUGGAAGUAAUUAGACCUGAAGGGAAAUGUUGGCCAGGCUGGGAGACAAUGACAAGUGCCAGGAACCCUGGGUGCCCUUUCUAGCUACUUUGAAGUUCAUUCAGAUGGUACAAAGCUCUGUUUUGCUUUGUUGGAAGAAAAAAAAAAUGGGAGGAAGGGAAUGAGGCAUGACAGGCCCAUUGAAAAGAGAGCAGGUUCCUGUGAACUGACAGAGAAACAGAGCACUGGGGGAAGGAACACAUUAUCAAAGAGACCGACAAAAAGGCCUCCUCUGGCCACUGUGCUUUAUUACAUCUCAGAAUUGUGCAGAUGCAGACAUAGCUUGGAGAACAAUUGUCUGUACAGGGAAAAUGGAAAAUAUGCUAUUACCAUAACAUGGAACCCCAGCUUGCCCAAUACGAAUCACUGAUCCAUGGAGAAGAUUCAAAAUAAAAAUAAA
Tympanuchus pallidicinctus (lesser prairie-chicken) is the source of this 3663-nucleotide messenger RNA. RefSeq names its product centromere protein X (gene CENPX). Gene Ontology annotation, molecular function: protein heterodimerization activity. NCBI's taxonomy places the organism in Eukaryota, Metazoa, Chordata, Aves, Galliformes, Phasianidae. Gene Ontology annotation, cellular component: Fanconi anaemia nuclear complex; FANCM-MHF complex. The record is from RefSeq and is a predicted model, not a curated record. The coding region runs from base 74 to 313 and encodes 79 amino acids. The transcript has 5 exons. Gene Ontology annotation, biological process: kinetochore assembly; resolution of meiotic recombination intermediates; replication fork processing.